Molecule: messenger RNA, 1737 nt
Organism: Yamadazyma tenuis ATCC 10573
Lineage: Eukaryota; Fungi; Ascomycota; Pichiomycetes; Serinales; Debaryomycetaceae
Gene: MTC6
Source: RefSeq, a predicted model, not a curated record
AUGAACCUAUAUUUGAUACGAAUACUAUUGCUAUCAGCAGUACAGGUGUGUUUGGUGAUAGCAGACCUUGAAAACUGGCCCACUCGUUCGUUCGACCUCCAGGUACAACAAAGAGCCCAGAGAGAUGUAUCGUAUUCAAUCCCCAUCGACCAAAGCACCCAGUUUGGAGUAUCAGUAAAGGCCUUGGUAUUUGAAGAGUACGGGUAUUCAACGCUGGCGUUGCCCUCUUUCAACGGUCUCUUGAACAUGGGCAUCGAGGUUUUGACCAUCGAUCUCUACUACAACAACUUCACUUCCAAGUGGCAGCUAUGUCCUGCUCCCUUCCCAUUGAACCAGACUUCAACAUCUAUAUCCACCAUCCACAACUUGGAAUGGAAUGGCAAAACCUAUAAGUGUGAACCCGAUUUCACGCCCAGCACGUUGAUGGCAGAAAUACGAGAUUUCAUAACUGGGACAAACACCAAUAUGGAUGCUAAUUACUUGCAAAUAUUGUACCGCUUGAACCAUUUUACAUACCCCAAGAGAACCCUUAACUCCACCGUGGACUUAAACAAGAUCUACAAAUCGACCAGCUCUCCGUAUAACGUUCUUGGUAACGCCACCUUGAGUGAUACAAUGUCGCUUUUGGGGCCAUACUUAUUUACUCCUACAGACUUAAAGACGUUCAGAGCAUCUACUUCUGAAGAAGAUAGGUACUUUUAUAACCAGUCGGACGAAACGUUUCCUUCCCUCGAACAGUUCAUAUUCACAGACCUCAAGAGAGCAACGGUGGCGGUGAUUUAUGACGAAGUCACCCUGAACCCGGCGUGGUACAACUAUACUUCUAGUGACAAUCAGACCAUCUUCAUCAAUAAUGGAAGUGUGAAUCUCACCCUUACUUCCAUGGCAGAUCUGGAGUUUGUACAGACAUGUGUGGAUGACUACUUGAAUUCCAGCAAUAUUGAUAGUGGCACGGAUUUCCAACGAUUGUCGUUGGACACUCAUUUUCGAUAUGCCUACGAUGAUGAUACGCUGGCAUUUGAUGAUACCAAGUUCAGGGCCAUGAUUCGAUGCGGAUAUUCUCCAAUAUUGAACUCUUCUACCUACUCCAUCGAUGACUUCAACCAGAAUAAUAUUGGAGAAAUUAUAAACCAUUACGUUCCCUUAUCCCUGUGGGCAUGGAGUCCUAAACUGGCAAAUGUGAAGCUGGAGGGAAACUACUCGAUGGAUGACGAGUCAAAGGACAACGAGGCUGUGAGAUGUGUAUUGGUUUAUGAACAUGGCUGGUAUGUGGGAAAUUGCUACGAUACUUACCCGUUCGCUUGUCAGCACUCAGAUAAUCCAACCGAAUGGAUCAUUCGAAACGUCAAAAAGCUGUACUUCGACGCCGAGAAGGGCUGUCCUAAAGACUAUACGUUUGGAAUUUCUCGGCUGAGCAUGGAGAUGCUUUCCUUGAUGGAGGCCAUUGCUGCCAGUGAUGUCGACUUCCCAGUUUGGAUAGAUGUGAACGAUAUCACCGUCAUAAACUGCUUUGUCACCGGAGGCCCCUACGCAGACUGUCCGUACCAACGGACCGUGAGUACGAAGGGCCUUGCUGGGUUAAUUGCACCGAGUUUUGUUGUUGCGGUGGUGGUGCUCCUUCUUCUUCUGCUCGAGAAGAUCUUCAGAGUCAAUCCGAUUCAGACAAAUAGAAAACGGUUCUGGAAGAAGAAAAUUAACGAACACAAUAAAACCGAGUAUGAGGGGGUACCAUCAUAG